Molecule: messenger RNA, 1708 nt
Organism: Girardinichthys multiradiatus
Lineage: Eukaryota; Metazoa; Chordata; Actinopteri; Cyprinodontiformes; Goodeidae
Exons: 5
Coding region: 217-963 (248 amino acids)
Molecular function (GO): peroxiredoxin activity
Source: RefSeq, a predicted model, not a curated record
CAUAUGGAAACUGAGCAAAAUAACGUAUUUAGAGAAAAGAAAUGUCGCCGUUUCGAUAGAUGUUCUGCAUAUGAUGAUAUAUAAGUAACACUGAAACAUAGCUUUAACUAUUACAUUUAGAGUAUUAUUUAAAAGCCCGACUACAUUUGACUUCCUUCCUUCCAAUCAGACUGAGUUUAUUAAGAAAACAAUAAUCCAUGCAGCCCUCUGGCCAUCAUGGCGAAUAAUAUUUUCUUGAAGUUGCUUCGCGUCCCUGCGUCCACGCAAUUUGCGUGUCUCCGAUCGGGAAGGUCGUUGCGGAAAAAGGCUGCUGCUCUUACGGCUGCAGGCAGCAGACUUUCAUGCAGUAACCCUCCUCCGGAGAAAAUCAGCCGCUAUCCUAUUCCCUACAAAAAGGACUUGCCUUAUGAUAUAGUGGUGCUUAUGGAGGAAGUGGAGUCAAAGGGAGGAUUUUUACCCAAUGUCUUCAAAGUUCUCUCUCACAGGCCAGCAGAGUUCAGAGCUUUCUUUGCAUACUACAAUGAGUUGAUGAAUAAGGACACAGGCAGAUUAACCAAGGCAGAACGUGAGCUUAUUGUGGUUGCCACCAGCAGUUAUAACAAAUGUCUUUACUGUGUGGUGUCCCAUGGUGCUCUACAUCGCAUUUAUUCGAAGAAACCUACUCUUUCUGAUCAGGUAGUUGUUAACUAUAAAAAUGCGGAGCUCACACCUCGGGAGCAUGCCAUGCUGGACUUUGCGAUGGCUGUGUGUCGCAGCGACACCAUCACAGAUGAGCACUUUAGGUCUUUGGAGGAAGUCGGCUUCGACCGUGAGGACGCCUGGGAUAUUGCGGCCAUUGCUGCUUUCUUUGCCAUGUCCAACCGACUCGCCCAUCUAACAGACAUGAGGCCCAACCUGGAGUUUUUUAACAUGGCCCGUGUUCCCCAGGACAAGAGCAAGAACAAGGCAGAAGAUGACUUGUAGAGCACGAGAGCUGUGUUAAAUGCAGUUAUGUGUGACACAACAGUCAUACUACAGCCAAAAAUUUGUUUUUUUUUUGUCUUUCUGUCUUCUUUUUCCAUUUGAAAGAAGAGAAAAUGUCAAGAAUGUUAAAUGAACGUUGACACUGAAUUAUUAUCGAUUGUAAGUAAAUCUUAGUUAUCAGUAAAAAGAUUUUAACAGCAACGUGUUUAUGAAGUGACAGAUUGUUUUUAAUGAGAUAAAGCACAAAAAACAUUUUCCUGUAAUCUUUGGAUACAGAAAGAUGUCCUGCAUAUGUGAAUGUUACCUGCAUCUCAAAACUGUGAGCACUAAGAUGAAGAAGAAGCACAACUAUGAUUAUAAGAUAACAUGUGAUUCAUGUAUGUAUGGUGUUGGGUGGGUUUUUCCUUAUUGGUCACUUAAAUUCAAGUCAUUUGCAAUGUGUAUAGCUGUAGUGGUUAUGUUCUUUUCUUACUUAACUUCAUGGUAGAAGCUUUCCUUAGUUUAUCUGACAAUAAAAAUUUCUGUUUGCAUAGGAUUGGAACAUCAGAGUGAAAGAUAAAGGUCUGUUGCCAUCUGAAGACAAUGAGUUGUAAUUCUUUGUGUUUAAAAUAUCUGGUCAAAAAACUCUAUUAAAUCUUAUCUUAGUUCUUUAGUUCAUUGUUUAGUUUUUUUAAUGCACUGCUGGUUUUGAGUACUUGUCACUUGCCCAAUAAAAGCACAACAAUGUUACCGUUGACAGUUAAAA